Messenger RNA from Arabis nemorensis, 198 nucleotides. The record is from the annotation of a GenBank genome assembly. Lineage: Eukaryota; Viridiplantae; Streptophyta; Magnoliopsida; Brassicales; Brassicaceae.
AUGUAUGAGCCCACAGGGACAACUAUAGCAACGAUUGAACCAGAGGUCCCAACCAAAGCCGCCACUGAAUCGCUACGAGCCAUGCCAAUAGAGACAUUGCUUGAAGAGUUCCAUGAGAACAACUCUUAUGAAUCCUUUGCGACCAAGGAAUCAAAACUGCAACAGCUAACACGGUCGCCUCUCUCACAAGUUAAUUAG